This is a messenger RNA of Gasterosteus aculeatus aculeatus (three-spined stickleback), 1466 nucleotides long. Lineage: Eukaryota; Metazoa; Chordata; Actinopteri; Perciformes; Gasterosteidae. The record is from RefSeq and is a predicted model, not a curated record.
CUAGUUUCUCAGACACCUAUCAGAUUCGGUGUUUCCACUAUUAGCUUCCGGGACGCCGCUGUCAUGAAAAAAAAUGGCUUCUCUUGACAGGGUAAAAGUGUUAGUUUUAGGAGAUUCAGGGGUGGGCAAGUCUUCUUUGGUCCAUCUGCUGUGUCAGAAUCAGGUGUUAGGAAAUCCAUCCUGGACCGUCGGCUGCUCUGUGGAUGUACGGGUCCAAGACUAUAAGGAGGGAACCCCGGAGGAGAAGACCUACUACAUUGAACUCUGGGAUGUGGGAGGAUCUCUUGGCAGUGCCAGCAGUAUCAAAAGCACCCGAGCUGUGUUUUACAAUUCAGUUAAUGGAAUUAUGCUGGUACAUGAUUUGACAAAUAAGAAAUCGUCUCAGAAUCUCUACCGCUGGUCUCUAGAAGCUUUAAGCAAGGAUUCUUCUCCAACAAGAGUUAUCGUCUCAAACGGUGACUAUGACAGAGAGCAGUUUGCUGAGAACUCGGUGCCGUUGUUGCUGAUUGGCACCAAGUUUGACCAGAUCGCAGAGACCAAACGCACUGAAGUUCUCACACGGACGGCCUUCCUGUCUGAGGACUUCAAUGCAGAGGAGAUAAAUCUCGACUGCACCAACCCAAGAUACCUUGCUGCAGGCACAUCCAACGCAGUGAAGCUUAGCAGGUUCUUUGACAAGGUAAUAGAGAAGAGAUAUUUCACAAGAGACCCGAGUCCGAUGAUCGGUUUUGCAGACAGGAAGCGGUUCAACUUCAAAAGUUUGCACUAUGACUGAGAACAGCUGUGGUCUGUGGUGCGUUUCGGCAGUAAUGCCUCUGAACAACACCAACAACAGCAAACCAUCACGUCUCUUCUAUCCUCUGUUAUAUCCUUGAUAAUGAUUUAUUAAUAUUAUGAAUAAUUAAUAGAAUGAUAAAAAUACUUAUGUAAAUAGUUUAGAAUGUGCCGAAGCAACAUUGCAAAAGGCAGCUAAGCACACAAAUGAAGAAACUUGCUGUAUAGUCAAAUGAUUUAAAAGGUAAUGGGCACAUGUUCUCAGUGUAAAAAAAAAAAGUUUUUCAUUAUAUAUAUUUUUUUUCAUACUGUCGGUUGAUUUUCUCUUCACAUGCCAAACAUUCCGUUUUACCAGCUUCACGAUUUUCCUUUUUUUUUUUUUUCAAAACCAACACAAUGUUUACAGAAUAAGCAAGUGAGGAAAGGACAACAUUCAACAGUGACUCAGCGACAUUCAUCAAUUCAUAACUUUCUUAAUCCAGGGAAGAAAGGAACUGACUUUGAUGAAGACGUGUGGAUAUUUGGGAUUGUUGCAAUCACCUUUCACGGUAAAAGCUGUCAAACCCUGUAGCACUUUGUUGCAGAUCAGUGGUCCCCCAGAAUCGCCCUAAGAAAAAAAACGACAGUCGAUGAAAUAUAAUGCAAGAUUCUACUUGUUUUGGAUUAAAAAUAUAUAAUAGUUUUCAUUCUUA